This is a messenger RNA of Coregonus clupeaformis (lake whitefish), 3143 nucleotides long. RefSeq names its product SRSF protein kinase 1. The record is from RefSeq and is a predicted model, not a curated record. The coding region runs from base 46 to 2082 and encodes 678 amino acids. The transcript has 15 exons. NCBI's taxonomy places the organism in Eukaryota, Metazoa, Chordata, Actinopteri, Salmoniformes, Salmonidae. Gene Ontology annotation, molecular function: ATP binding; protein kinase activity. Gene Ontology annotation, biological process: spliceosomal complex assembly; regulation of mRNA processing; protein phosphorylation.
CGUUUGUGCUACUGGCAGAACGAACGUCUGAACUACCCGACCAACAUGGAGAGAAAAGUUCUAGCACUUCAAGCAAGGAAGAAGAGGGCGAAAGCGAAGAAGUCGAGCAAGAAACAGCCAGCCCACCCCAGGGGGUCAGUACCCCUGCAGCAGCCCCAGCCAGAGACCUCUCCCCAGGAGCCAGAUGAGCCUGAGGAGAUCCUAGGCUCUGAUGAUGAGGAGCAGGAGGACCCCAAUGACUACUGCAAGGGUGGCUACCACCAUGUAAAGAUAGGAGAUCUGUUCAAUGGGAGGUACCAUGUGAUCAGGAAGCUGGGCUGGGGACACUUCUCCACUGUGUGGCUGGCCUGGGACAUCCAGGUGAAGAGGUUUGUGGCUAUGAAGGUGGUGAAGAGUGCAGAGCACUACACAGAGACGGCUGUGGAUGAGAUCAAACUGCUGAGAUCUGUGAGAAACACAGACCCUGACGACCCCAAGAGGGAAAUGGUGGUCCAGCUACUGGAUGACUUCAAGAUCUCCGGCAUCAACGGGACUCAUGUGUGCAUGGUGUUUGAGGUGCUGGGGUACCACCUACUGAAGUGGAUCAUCAAGUCCAACUACCAGGGCCUUCCUCUGCCUUGCGUCAAGAGCAUUAUAAGACAGGUCCUCCAGGGGCUGGACUAUCUUCACACCAAGUGUAAAAUCAUCCACACGGACAUCAAGCCAGAGAACAUCCUGUUGACGGUGAAUGAGCCGUACGUGAGGAGGCUGGCGGCGGAGGCUACAGAGUGGCAGAAAGCAGGGGCUCCCCCCCCCUCAGGGUCCGCAGUCAGCACAGCUCCAGCUCCAAAAGCAAUGACCAAAAUGUCCAAGAACAAGAAGAAGAAGUUAAAGAAGAAGCAGAAGCGUCAGGCGGAGCUGUUGGAGAAAUGCAUUCUGGAUCUGGAGGAGAUGGAGAAGGCUCCGGGGAGGGAGGAGGAGGAGGAUGAAGAGGAGGAGGACCCAGAGUCUCCCGUCUCUCCCAAGUCGGAGCGGCAAUAUUGUGCUCCUCUCAGACAGAUCUCCUUACAGGAAGUAGCCAUCCAAGACACAGCAGAGUGCAUUGCGGGUGCGGAGGUGAACUGUAACGGCCUUCAUCCUGAGGAAGAGGAGGAUGGAACGGAAGAGAAGAAAGCAGAGUGGAGAGAGCAUGACCAACACAACGGUAACGCAGACCAAACAGUGGAUCGCUCUCUUCUUCAGCCCGUGUGUAACGGCCUGGUGUCCCCGGGAACAGAGGAGCCUGACACCCCAGAGAGUGGAGCUCUGACCAGGAAGAUGGCUGAGACUGAAAUAAAGACAAAAGCGUCCGAGACUGAGACAACAAGCUUUAGUGGCCGGGAGGAGGGGGAGCUAUCGCCAGAGGAGGAGGAGAAGAAUCAGGAAAGGAGUCGAGUGGAAGUCACAGAGGAGGCGCAGGACAGGAGUCGUGGGGAGAAGGAGGCCACAGAGGAGGUGUUGGAGAACGUCCAGUAUGGAGGAGAACAGGAGAGUCUGAAGGAUGCCAAACUAGCAGCAGGGAACCUCCUGGUGAACCCCCUGGAGCCACUCAACGCAGACAGACUGAAGGUCAAGAUAGCAGACCUGGGGAACGCCUGCUGGGUGCACAAGCACUUUACAGAAGACAUCCAGACGAGACAGUACCGUUCUGUAGAGGUGCUCAUAGGGUCGGGCUACAAUACACCAGCCGACAUAUGGAGCACAGCCUGCAUGGCAUUUGAGCUAGCCACAGGGGACUACUUGUUUGAGCCCCAUUCCGGGGAAGAUUACGCCAGGGACGAAGACCAUAUUGCAUUGAUCAUUGAGCUGCUGGGGCAAGUCCCACACAAACUCAUAACGGCUGGGAAAUAUUCCAAGGAUUUUUUCACCAAGAAAGGUGACCUGAAGCACAUCACCAAGCUGAAGCCGUGGGGGUUACUAGAGGUGCUGCAGGAUAAGUACGAGUGGCCCAAAGAGGAGGCUGAUUGUUUCGCUGACUUCCUCCUCCCCAUGCUGGAGCUGGUACCAGAGAAGAGGGCCACGGCCGCAGACUGCCUGCGCCACCCCUGGAUCGCCCCACAGUGACUGCCUCCAGUACUGCAAUGCAAAAUACCCUGGGGCCUGUUCAGUAGGCAAACGUUUUUGAAUGUUGCAGCUAAUUUGAAUGACUGGAGCUGACAUGACUAGUUUUUCUACUUGUCAUAGAGGCAUGUUUGUUCUACAGUAAGGAGUUCUAUCUGAGCGUUCCGUAACGUUUUGCCCUGCUGAAUGCGGCCCGUGAUGGAACAGUCCAACCGCUGCGACGUAAAACCCUGGGGCUAUGUUCAGGAGCAUGUAAUGUUACUGAACGUUCGGAUGAAAAUGUAUGGCGUCGAACAGAUAUAUGAUCAUCUGUCAGAUAGAAUAGGGAAUCGUGUCGGCUCUUUUCAUUACAUUUCUAUCUGCAAUGUUACAUUUGACAUUUUAGUCGUUUAGCAGACGUUGUUAUCCAGAGGGGACCGUAAGAGUGUCGGCUAAACCAGUGGUUCCCAACUCCAGUCCUCCAGUACCCCUAACAGCACACGUUAUUAUUGUAGCCCUGGACAAACACACCUGGUGCAACUCUUUGAGGGCUUGAUGAUUAGUUGAAUCAGGUGUGCUUAUCUGGGGCUACAACUAGAAUGUGUACAGUUGUGGAUACUGGAGGACUGGAGUUGGGGAAACACUGUGCUAAAUGACUAAAAUGUAAAAGUAGUGUUUCACGUCCCUGAAUUACAUCCCUAGAUGUAUGCCCUCCAGUGGCGGCAUCCGGCCACUGCGACGCAAAUUUAAACAUCUUACAAGAGACUUGUUGCAACAGAUCACUUUCCAAUUGAAGCGUCUGAGAUGAUUAUUUAUUUCUGUUUUGGUUUGUGUUCUUACAUUUUUGUCAUCAUCCAUCAUCAUCAUCAUCAUCAUCAAGGAGGAAUACGUCUUUGUUUCUCCUUUUUUAUUUCAUUGUUGAUGGUGUUUAAAGAAGCUACUAGGCAACAUUGGUUUAUGGUCAAUCAUUUUGGUGGUCCAUAAUUCUGUGCUCCGUACACUUCUCACCCAUAUACACUAUAUAUACAAAGUAUGUGGACCCACCACUUCAAAUUAGUGGAUUGGGCUUAUUUCAGCCACACCCG